Messenger RNA from Cryptomeria japonica (Japanese cedar), 425 nucleotides. RefSeq names its product CASP-like protein 5B1. Bases 1 to 360 code for a protein of 119 amino acids. The transcript has 4 exons. The record is from RefSeq and is a predicted model, not a curated record. Gene Ontology annotation, cellular component: membrane. Lineage: Eukaryota; Viridiplantae; Streptophyta; Pinopsida; Cupressales; Cupressaceae.
AUGGUACUUGAACCAUAUCAUACUUUUUCUGGACUCUAUUUGGUUGCUGCAAUGGCCUUACAAUUUUUGUGGAGCUUUAUACUAGCAAUUCUUGAUUUAUAUGCAUUACUCAUAAAGAGAGGCCUUAACAAUUCAGUAUUGCUAAGCUUGUUUGUGGUGGGAGAUUGGGUCACUGCAACAUUGUCACUUGCAGCAGCCUGCUCGGCAGCAGGAGUGACUGUUCUUUUGUAUAACGAUCUAAGCUAUUGUGAUCAAAUACAUUGCCACAGAUAUCAACUUUCUGCUGCAAUGGCCUUCUUAAGUUGGCUAUUGGUCGGAAUUUCAUCUCUCUUAACAUUUUGGCUGUUAGCUUCUGAAUAGCUUUUAUUAUAAUUGAUUUGAACCACAAGAAGUAAAAGAAAAAGGGCACUGUAAAGUAAGCUCCA